Molecule: messenger RNA, 278 nt
Organism: Symbiodinium sp. CCMP2456
Lineage: Eukaryota; Dinophyceae; Suessiales; Symbiodiniaceae
Source: the annotation of a GenBank genome assembly
GAGAUGAGCGGCGAGGUCUUUGGUUCCUUCCCCUUCGAAGGCAUUCUGGGCUUAGCGUUUCCUUCGCUCUCCUUUGGUGGCAUUGAGCCCUUCUUCGAGCGCGUCAUCAGGAAGAAGCUGCUGAAGAACAAUGAGUUUGCCUUCUACCUCAAUGCAGAAAGCUCGCAGCCGAGCGCGCUGCUCUGGGGGGGCGUGGACAAGGGCCUCUACGAGGGAAGCAUCGUCAUGGUCCCCGUGGUGCUGCCGCACUAUUGGGCGCUGGAGUUGGUCGACUUCAG